This is a messenger RNA of Prosopis cineraria, 1372 nucleotides long. Its product is annotated as inactive protein RESTRICTED TEV MOVEMENT 2-like. The record is from RefSeq and is a predicted model, not a curated record. NCBI's taxonomy places the organism in Eukaryota, Viridiplantae, Streptophyta, Magnoliopsida, Fabales, Fabaceae. The coding region runs from base 57 to 1157 and encodes 366 amino acids. The transcript has 2 exons.
UGUAAUUCAAGAAAAGUUGCCGUGUUUUCUGAAACGAGAGAAACAAAGACGACGAUAUGGCUUCAACCAACCUUCAACAAACAUAUGAAGAUUUCAAGCCACUUGUGGAAGAAAAGGACUCUCCAGAUGCUCUUCUUCUGCUUGUUCAUCUUCCUGGUUUCAUUAGAGAACAAGUUGGUGCAACCUUUGAGGCAGACUCAAGGAAAAUUAGGGUUUUUGGUGAAAAACCACUUGCCAAUAAUAAACGGCAACGUUUCAAGGAAGAGUAUGUGAUUCCAGAAACUUGUGACAGUGAUAACCUCAAAGGAAAAUUUGAGGGAGCAGUUAUUACUAUUACAAUGCCAAAGAAGCCAAGUUCAAGUGUCAUUAUUGAAGAACCAAAACCAGUUCAAGAACCAGCCAAACAGGUCACUCCUCCAACAUCUACUUCUGGGGUUGAAAGUGAUAAAGAUGUCUCUCAAGAACAACCCAAAUCUGAAUUGGAGAGCAGGAGAGAAUCUGAUCAGAAAAAAGAUGAAAGACCAACCCCACCAGAAGCUACUGGAGAAUCUAAAAUGCCUCAAAAGUAUGCAGAAGAAAUUCCAGCAAAAGGUACAUUAGAUGAUGAACGAGACAAAAAGCAUAGGGAUGAGAUAAAGAAGACUGAAGAAACCCCACAAAAAGCCAAAGGCGAAUCUAGAAUGCCUCAAAAGUAUACAGAAGAAAUUCCGCCAAAAGGUACGUUAGACGAUGAGAAGAAUGAGGAAAACCAGAGAGCUGAGAAGGAAAGGAUCCAAAAAGAAGACAAUAAGAAGACUUCAGACGCAGGGAAAGCACCUCAGAAGGUUCAGACUUUGGCCAAAGAAGCAAGCAAGGAAAAAGGAAAAGAAUCUGCCAUGGUUGCUUCCAAAAGUUCUGGCUUGAAAACCCCUGAGAAGAGGGAGAAAGAAACGGAUGUCAAAACCCAUAAAGUCAAUAAAAGGAACUAUGGAACAAAAGAAAGUGAAUCGCCAAUAGGAAAAGGCUUCAAGAAUAUAGCUAACUCUGCUUCUCAAGCCAUAACAAGACUGGCGGAUGGGUUCAAUGAAGAAGAUAAACAGAAGCUGUUAUAUGCAGGUGCAGCAAUUCUGAUGGUGGCUGUAGGCAUUUAUGCUUCCUUCAAGCUUCGUUCCACAUGAAGCCAAUAGACAAAAGAAUAUCUACUUCCUCUGACAUGAUUCUGUACAAAAGUUCUACCCAAUAAUCACAUCUAAACAUGCUGUAAAAUAAGCAGGCCAACUUCUAGUGACUUCAAACUUAAGUUGACCUGCAGGUCCGUUUAGCCUUGAACAUGGUAUAAAUUGAUGUAACCAAUAAUUGAAAUAUUUGAUCAUAUGGAAGUCCUCAAAAACAA